UUUCCAGUCGCCUCUGUGCUCUCUCGACAGGCAAAUGCACGGAUUGCCAAUGGGCUCGCGCCCAAAAGCCCCGUCUCGAUCCGGGUUGGCCAGUGGCGGUGAGUUCUGGUGCGGCCAGUGAUGAAAGACGGGGACUCGGUGGCAGUGAGUGAUGAGGACCAAGACGUUCAUCCUCCUCCUGACGUGCUUUGUUAUCACAAGCUCCAUCCUGAUUCUCUUCAGCAAUCAGCGGCCGACGAUUCAGAACAUCGUGUCGGAGACGCACAAGCAACUCAAUAACCUCAAGACUCUCAAAGAGAACCUACAGGAUGUCCUUCAGGAGCAGCUCACCGCCGAUCCGGAAGUGUUGGAGCUGCUCGGAUUCGUGAAGCAUCCCAGGAUUUACCCAAACGAUUCAUGGACGAAUAUCACGUUACCUCCGAUUGUAACCGCCGCUUCUUCGGGUGAAGGUAUAAAAGCCUUGGGAUUUGUGAAGAAUGUUCAUCAUUUUGUGCCUGGAUACCACAUCCUUCUGUACGACCUCGGCUUGGGGAGGUCAGAAAGUGAAACUUUGCUGGAAGUGUGCAACGGCACCCGGAAGUCUAGUCACUGUUCCAUUGUCAAGUUUCCGUAUAAGCAGUUCCCGAGUCACGUGAAGACACUGAAGUUUCAUACAUUCCGUCCUCUCAUCAUACAGCAAGUGCUAAAUGACGUGGGGGCCAUUCUCUGGAUGGACGUGGACUAUCGGCUCGUGACCGACCACCUUGAACCGUUCGUGAAGAUCGCCAAGAAAGUCGGUCUGGUCGCCUGGGGCAACCUGUUGCCGACGUCCGCCGUGACGCACCCGAACAUGUUCCACUUCUUCCAGACGUCUCAAGAGCUUUUCUUCUUUCACCAUCUCGUCGAGACGUCCGUGCUCGUUCUCUUCAACAUCCAGCUGAUCCAUUCCCAGUUGAUGCUGCCUUGGGUGCAGUGCGCCCUCACGCCGGCGUGCAUCGCCCCGAUCGGGGCGCAGUCGUACGGGUGCCGCUUCGACAAGAAGCCGCAGUUCCGCUACUCGGGCUGCCACUGGUACGACGCCAGUGCCUUCAACAUCAUCCUCGGCGUCGUCUUCGGCUUCGACAGCUCCUCGUACAUGGGGCAGAAGACGUUCUUCAGGAAGCUCGGUGAGGACUGGGAGUACUACGACAGCUUCAACGAGACCUCCGGCGGUUAUCUGCAUUACGAGGUGUGA
Molecule: messenger RNA, 1213 nt
Organism: Darwinula stevensoni
Lineage: Eukaryota; Metazoa; Arthropoda; Ostracoda; Podocopida; Darwinulidae
Source: the annotation of a GenBank genome assembly